Molecule: messenger RNA, 415 nt
Organism: Coregonus clupeaformis (lake whitefish)
Lineage: Eukaryota; Metazoa; Chordata; Actinopteri; Salmoniformes; Salmonidae
Product: palmitoyltransferase ZDHHC4-like
Exons: 3
Coding region: 78-332 (84 amino acids)
Source: RefSeq, a predicted model, not a curated record
UCUAACCAGGAUCUCUAGUGGCACAGCUAGCACUGCGAUGCAGUGCCUUAGACCACUGCGCCACUCAGGAGACUUUUAUGACAGGUAAUACCAUCUUGGACACCACUAUGGUUUCAAAGGUUUACACAGAGGACUUUGUGCUAUUUCAUCAACGGAACAGCAUGUUUAUCUAUUUCCAUAUCUUACUGGAGGGGGCCGUGUACACAGAGAUCACCUAUGAGGUGUUUGGAUACUGCAAGGACAUGGACACCACUCUCACCAGCCUAUCAGUGCCUUUAGUUCUACUGGUGGUCGAAUCCUGCUCUGCAUUAGAAGGGAUCCUGGUACAGUAACAAAGAAGCGACAUGCAGGCCAGCUCCAGGCAUACCCAUGUGACAAGAGGAUGUUCAAUUGAUUGGACAUGAUUUGGAAAGGC